AUGUUUUCAUUAAAGGAAAAUUCAACUAGAAGUGAAGAUGAAAGUGCAGCAUUUGUUAAUUGUUUGUGCUCUUUUUGGUACGGCUUUGGCCAAUGAUACUCCUAAAGUGAAGAUUGGAGUUAAAAAACGAGUUGAAAACUGCACGAAGAAAGCAAAGAGCGGCGACCUUAUUCACGUGCACUAUAAGGGUUCUUUGCAAGAUGGCACUGAGUUCGACAGUAGUUAUGGCCGCGGCAAGCCCUUCUCGUUUAGCUUGGGCGCCCGCCAAGUCAUCAAAGGCUGGGACCAAGGACUUCUAGGAAUGUGUGAAGGUGAGCGUCGAACACUGACAAUUCCGCCGGAGCUUGGGUAUGGAGCAAGUGGAGCGGGAGGUGGCAAGAUUCCUCCAAAUGCGGUGCUUGUUUUCGAUGUGGAAAUGGUGAAGAUUGAAGCACGCGGAGCCGAAGAGUUAUAAGCAAUAAAACCAACUAAAUGAAUUUGCAUUUCAAAUUUGUAGGCAUCAAGCCAGUCUUUCAAUAAUAAAAAAACAA
Molecule: messenger RNA, 530 nt
Organism: Drosophila nasuta
Lineage: Eukaryota; Metazoa; Arthropoda; Insecta; Diptera; Drosophilidae
Product: peptidyl-prolyl cis-trans isomerase FKBP2
Exons: 2
Coding region: 38-454 (138 amino acids)
Biological process (GO): protein peptidyl-prolyl isomerization
Cellular component (GO): endoplasmic reticulum
Molecular function (GO): peptidyl-prolyl cis-trans isomerase activity
Source: RefSeq, a predicted model, not a curated record